Ilyonectria robusta is the source of this 1812-nucleotide messenger RNA. RefSeq lists its product as uncharacterized. Bases 1 to 1812 code for a protein of 603 amino acids. Gene Ontology annotation, biological process: regulation of DNA-templated transcription; DNA-templated transcription. The transcript is spliced from 2 exons. Lineage: Eukaryota; Fungi; Ascomycota; Sordariomycetes; Hypocreales; Nectriaceae. Gene Ontology annotation, molecular function: DNA binding; zinc ion binding; DNA-binding transcription factor activity, RNA polymerase II-specific. The record is from RefSeq and is a predicted model, not a curated record.
AUGGAAGCUGAUAUGCCAGACAUGUCCACUCUGUCCGACGCUUCGCCGACGCCCCGGUCGGGGACUUCGCGGAGGAAGACUCGGACAAGGACGACGACGGCAUGCAAUGCCUGCAGGGCGAGGAGGACCAGGUGCGAUAGUCGGAAACCCGACUGUGGGUUUUGUCUCGCCCGUGGCAUCAAGUGCCACUACGCACAGAGCGAAGCAGCCCCUGCGCCUACAUCCAGGUACGUCUAUAUGGAGCUCGCUGCCAUAAACCAACGACUCGAUUACAUCACCAGCGUCCUACCUGCUACCCAGUUGCCCCCUGUCGCCCCGGGGGGUAUCCUAGAGCACAUCCCGGAGAACCACGUCUUCACUGGCGAAGAGAAACUGCCCUUCCAACUGCUCGGAACGGAGUGCAUGAUGUCCAUCCUCGGUCUUGGCCCUGGUUUCGCGCAGGAGCUUGCGACGCUGGAGAGGAAUGCCGCGCCAGUCGGGGUAGACAGUUCAUCGAGGGUGCGUCUCAUUCAGCGAGAACAAGCCCUCUCAGCCCUUGCUGCCUUCUCCACGCAUAUCCACGUCUGGUAUCCAAUACUUCGCCCCCGCUUCUCAGAACGCUAUCUGAGCAUCAUCUCGGGGCCUUUGCCGCCAGGGUCCGAGACAUGCAUGGUGCUGCUAGUUGCUGCACUUGGUGUUCUUGCCCAACAGGACCACCAGUUGGGAGUAUCCUGUUGUGACAACACCAGCGAGCUCUACCUGGAAGCCGCCAUGGCCUCCUUGCCAGCAGUUCUUAUCGAUACGAGCAUCGAGAGUGUUCAAUGUCUGGUACUUCUGAGCAUCUACCAUUGCUGUCUUUCCAAGCCCUACCAGGCAUACGACUACGCCAUGAUUACCUCGUUCAAGGUGCAAAACCUCCUGAAAUACGUGGGCGAUGGCGACGGCGAACUCUACGAGCAUCUAAAAAGAGCCUACUGGGCAGUACUGCUCCUGGAGAGUGAGCUUCGUAUUCAUUUCAACGUCAUCGGAAGCGGAAUUUGGGACCACGACGACCAGGUCGCGCUACCGGACAGCCGCCGCGCGUGGCAAUUCGACAUCGAAACGGGCUCGCCUCAUGGUUCAACGACUACUCCAGGCAGUAACGUAUCCGCCGACGUUCCUCAGACGGACCAAACGCAGUCGUACUUUCUCGCCGAAAUCUCCAUGAGGCGCAUGCUGCACCGCUGCAACACCGCUAUUCGCAGAACACCCCAGGGAGAAAUUGUCUACGCUCCGAACAUCGCGUUAGAGUUGGAACUACAGCUCGAUGAGUGGUGCGGCUAUCUUCCAGAAUCUGUUCGUUUUCAGAAUCUCGAAAUCGAUGCUUUAGCCUCUGCCCACACCCCCAUGUUCGUCGAACCUCUGGGCAACUUCCUACGUGUCCAGUAUUACUGCUGCAAGUUAUCAAUAUACUGGCCGGCAGUCUACCAGUGUAUUCAAGAUGGUGUAGCCACCUCGGAAGUGCUUCAGCACUGCAAGCGAUUCUUCCAGGCAUACAUUCAGUUGAUGCCAAGCCUGCUGAUAAGCAUUCGUAACUGCAUUGUCAACCGCUGGACGCUAUAUGCUUCCAUCUUUAUGUCAUCCAUGGCUGCCAUACAAGCAGCUCGGACACCCUGUCUUGGAGCUGGUUGUGUAGUGGACUGGCCUCAGCUUCUCAUGUGCUUGAAGUCCACCAGCACCGUAGACCGGCGAAUCGUGGAGGCCAGCCCAUCUUUGUCAUUGCUGGAGAGAUCCCUUGCUCAUCGCCUGACAGAGAUUGAGUCCUGGUUUGAUGAGGCAAAUAAUGAAGAUUAA